This is a messenger RNA of Staurois parvus, 311 nucleotides long. The record is from the annotation of a GenBank genome assembly. Lineage: Eukaryota; Metazoa; Chordata; Amphibia; Anura; Ranidae.
UAACCAACAGCAACCAGACCAGGGGCGGACUGACCAUUUGGGAACUCGGGCACUGCCCGAGGGCCCGGGGUCAGUAGGGGGCCCCAUGAGAUGCCCCUGGUACCUUUCAUAGGCUUUUUUGGGUGUGGUUUGAGUGUGGGUGAGGACACGGGGCCCCAUGAUCCCCUAUUGCCCGGGGGCCCCAUGAGUUGUCAGUCCACCCCUGAACCAGACUGAACCUUUCAUGGAAAGGAUGAUGGGUCUACUGUGGUUUCAGCAGGAGAUUUGUGUACUUUGUUCUUCAUUUAAUGCCUGAAUACUUUUUAAAACUC